CGUAACGGGCACUUCGUAAGGUGCGAUUACUAUCCCUAUUACGUGACAGCUUCAUACAAGGAGCCCAGCGUAAAGCGCUUCGUGCUAACUUCAUUAUCGUUAACGACAUUAGCCGCGAAUCCUGAAACUUUCAUAGAGAUGAAGGGGGCGGUUGUGACCGAAGACACUUGGAGCCCUGACGCGAAAGAACUGGCCUGGACGCCGGGCCCGUGGGGUCCUGAGCAUGGCGCUUUCGUCUAUGUUGCCAGUAAGGUUGAGCAGGAGCAAGCCGUUUGGAAAUACCACGAAGAGAACAAGUCCAAACGCCCUGACCUCGUUGUCAAUUCUGUCCUGCCCAGCAUGAACCUGGGAAAGAGUCUUGAUGUUGUAAACCAAGGACACAGGUCUACUUCAGGUUUCAUCCUGCCUUUCCUCGAGGGACAGAGAAUGCCUCCUCACUUCAGCCACCCUCAAUACUUCAUCGAUGUACAGGACGACGCUAUUCUGCAUGUGGCUGCCGCUAUUUUACCUGAUGUCAAAAGCGAACGCAUCUUUGGUUUCGCUGAGUCGUUCUGCUGGGAUGAUGUUCUCAAAAUCUUGCGCAAGCAGCACCCGGGCAAGAACAUCCACGAAAACUUUGCCAGCGAACCUUUCCCAGUUAUCAUCAAGCCCGUCGACCGCGCUGAGGCACUAUUGAAGAGGCUGGGACAGCCUGGUUGGACUUCCCUAGAGGAUAGCUUGCGGAUGAACACAGAGGACCUCAAAGCUGAAAUUUCUGCCUGA
This is a messenger RNA of Colletotrichum lupini, 762 nucleotides long. Its product is annotated as aldehyde reductase II. The annotation marks the transcript as partial. The transcript is spliced from 3 exons. The record is from RefSeq and is a predicted model, not a curated record. Gene Ontology annotation, molecular function: oxidoreductase activity, acting on the CH-OH group of donors, NAD or NADP as acceptor. Lineage: Eukaryota; Fungi; Ascomycota; Sordariomycetes; Glomerellales; Glomerellaceae.